Molecule: messenger RNA, 2024 nt
Organism: Colias croceus (clouded yellow)
Lineage: Eukaryota; Metazoa; Arthropoda; Insecta; Lepidoptera; Pieridae
Product: transcription factor jun-D-like
Exons: 3
Coding region: 1229-1942 (237 amino acids)
Source: RefSeq, a predicted model, not a curated record
GUUAUAUCAUCUCCUAUUACGGCCCUAUUCAUAGAACAUAUUAAAAUUACCAGCCCCCCUAGCCAAGUGGCAUACGAUUUAUAGCGUUUCUCUUUCUACAAACGUUGACGCCUUAUCGAAUACGAUAAACGACAGGUAGCCAAGUGGAUUAGAACUUGGCGAACGCUUAUUCUAUUGGAUCGUACGCUAAUGUCUAUGGCUUCGAAUUCUAACGUCAGUCAGCGUACGUCAAACUGUCAACUGUCAUUCAGUUUGACAUUAGUAAUGUUGAAAAAUAUUCUUGAAAUAUUCAAAUUAAACUGCCGAAUUCCGAAAACGGAAAAAGUAAAAAGUCAAAAAAUUUUUGAAGUGAACUAAAAAAUACAGGUUGUGCUUUAAAUUAUAAAAAUACAAAUAGAGGUAAGUUAAUUUUGCAUUUGCAAUGAGGCAUAAAAAGAUAUAAUGUCUUCAAGGUUUAAAUUUAAUUUAUUUAUGUGUACUUAUUUUUCUAGUUUAGAAAUGGAGAGACUGCGCGCCAGUCAGGAGCAAUUUUCUGCUCUUAUAGAAUUCAUGGAAAGGUACUAUUAAAAAAAUACAGUUUUGAUUCCAAACUUGCUUCAAUAUUUUUAUAAUAAACAAUGAAAUCAUUAAUACCAAGUGCUUCAUUGGUGUGUGUUACCCAUAGGUAUGGUGACCUCUCGCGACCACAGCGGGGACCUCAGGGUCGACUAAAAGCCGACCAAAUGUGGGCAAGGCUCACAUUAUUACUUAAUUCAGUUGGUGGUGGGGUUCACAAAUCACAAGAGAAGUGGAAGAAAGUAAGUUUGAACUUGCAUCUUGUUAACCUAGCUGUAUAUUUCAAACUCUCAAUUGUUUUGCUAUUAACUUGCAUCUUGUUAACCUAAGUGUACAUUGCAAACUCUCAAUUGUUUUGCUAUUCACUUGCAUCUUGUUAACCUAAGUGUAUAUUGCAAACUCUCAAUUGUUUUGCUAUUUACUUGCAUCUUGUUAACCUAAGUGUAUAUUGCAAACUCUCAAUUGUUUUGCUAUUAACUUGCAUGUUGUUAACCUAAGUGUAUAUUGCAAACUCUCAAUUGUUUUGCUAUUUACUUGCAUCUUGUUAACAUAGCUGUAUAUUUUAAUAUAUUCAUUUAUUUUGCUAUUGCCCUUUUCAUGCACCGCUUUAACUCACAACAUGUAAACCUAAAGGUCUGGGCAGAUUGGAAGACUAAAACAAAAAAAAAAGAAAAUGUUGAUUUCCAACCACACAAAUGGUACUGGUGGUGGUCCAAGCAGCAGGCUGUCUCUAACAGUUUUGGAAGACCGAGUCUGUGCCAUACUGGGAGAGACUGCUGUUCUUGGUCAAGCUGGCAUACAAGAGCAUGGCUUUAAUGCGCCACCAGUACCAAGGGAAGAACCCAUUCCUGAAGAUGUGGAAAUUGAAAUUCCUGUAGGCUUAGAGAAUUUUAAUUAUAAUACAAGUGUUCCAACAUUGCCAGCAUCACCGCUACUGCUAGACCCACAGCCCUCACCACCACCACCACCAGUACGUCCGCCGCCCCCUCUACCGCGUUCUCCUCCGCGUCCCACUGGUCGACGGUCAUCGGCGUCACCGCGAUCUGCGACUGCCUCGCCGCGACAUGGGAUGCAGAGAGCUCGCAGGAAUCGCGGCUUAACGCCAUUUGACCGGGCCGCUACAGAAUUUGUGGCGGUUGAACAACGACGCCUUGCACUGGAGGAGACGCGAGAGAAGCUUUCCCAUGAGCGAGAAAGGGAAAGGGAAAAGCUUCUCCAUGAACGUGAGAGGGAGCGUGAGGAACUUUUCCACCAAAGAGAAAUGAAGCGACUGCGGCUGGAGUCGCUAAAGGUUGAGGCAAAUCGCGAGCAAACUAGGGUGAUGCAGCAAAUAGCUGUUAUCGGGCAAAGGUUGCUCGAGAUAUUGCCUCAAGGGCCCGCAUCUUAAUUUUUUUUUUCAUAGAGUUUUAAGUGUAUUAUUUAGUGCCUUUCUUUUUAUUUUUUUUAAGUGCUUGUUUUAGAUUUUAAUA